AUGUGCAUCACUUGUCCAGUCUGGCGCAAGUGUUCUCGUACCUGUUUGACCGUCGGUCUUUCAUUCAUUCUGGCCUACUCAAUUUUUCAAUGUGUUUGGUUCCUGGUGUUCACGAGCAUCCUGGCCAGUCCGGAUCCGACGCAUGUGAUAAACAAAUUAGCCCAACCACCCUCUCCAGUGGUUCAGUUACCCCGUGCCCAUUUUGGAUAUGCUUAUUCGGGAAAAGAUGUCUCGCUGAAACCGUUCCUCAUCACUUCGACUGAACGAGUGGCAAAUAAACCGCAUUCGGGACCGUUAGUCAGGACUGGAAUAAAACAACGACAAGCACAGAACUCCGAUGAACUGGAAUCCAAAGCGAAACGUCCAAUCCCGGCGGAUGAAGACGAGGAAGCGAAUGAGGUUCGCGAUCGUGAUGACCCAGAUUCGAAAUCCGAUCAGGUGAUUAACUCACCUUCACCACCGGUUUUCGGAAAAUGGUCCACGAGACAUUGUAAACAUAAUGCACCAUACUACUCAAAUUCACACGUAUCGCCAAUCAAAUCGAUCCAAAAUAGCUUGCCCAGUACCCUGCAUAUGCUUAACACACUAUCCCCCAGUAAACAGACAUCUGAUAGACUAACCGUCGGAAGUAUUCUACCCCAUUUGUGUCUGACAGAACAAACUCAACUAUUGAUUGUGAUCCAAUCGGAUGUGCGGAACUCAUCGCAACGUAAUCGAAUCCGACAGAGCUGGUCCUCCCUAGAUUAUUUCACCUUUGACGCAACCGGAGCAGGGGAUCGGGGACCGGACAAAGUCGAAUACCUGUUUCUGGUCGAUUUUGUUCACAAUCAAUCCGUGCUGAACGCGGCUCAAUUGGAUUUGUUCACGCUGGAAAUCAAACGAGAACAGGACGUGUUACCGAUUCGUAUCAUUCCCGAGGAACAACGGAUGUAUCACAGCUAUCUACAGGCCAGUGAAUACAUUCUCACCCGGUGUGGAUCCCGCGUGCAAUAUGUGGCUUUCCUAACCGACGAUCUGAUGCCCAAUAUUCCCUUGUUGGGUAGUUUUGCUCGGGAAAAUCGAAAUCGACCGCGAAGCACAGAUCACAUAGAACCGAUGUACUGUUUUUCGGUCGAGGAAGAACGUCCAAUAAGACCACGAAAGACCAAACAACCGGGCAAAGUGAUUGUGACCCAAUCUGAAUGGCCGCGAACCACAUUUCCCACCUAUUGUGAUUUAAGGGCUGGCGGUUUUCUAAUUUCCACAUCGAGUUUACAAUUGUGGAUGUCCUGUGCACAUGUGUAUCGUUCAUUCAUCAAAUUGCCUCAGAUCUUUUUGACCGGAAUUUUGACCGAGGCGGCCGGUGUGCCAAUUCAACGAUACUGGACCACAUACGGGGAGCCGGUUCCCCUCCUGCCCAGUCUGGGAUCCGGUUCGGAAGCUGGAAAACAUCUGUUUUUCACGCAAACUAAUCUGCAACCUUUGUGGGUAUGGAAAUCCGUGUUUCGGUCAAUGCUCAGUGAAGCACUACGGUAA
Messenger RNA from Echinostoma caproni, 1515 nucleotides. Lineage: Eukaryota; Metazoa; Platyhelminthes; Trematoda; Plagiorchiida; Echinostomatidae. The record is from the annotation of a GenBank genome assembly.